Messenger RNA from Cladocopium goreaui, 2252 nucleotides. NCBI's taxonomy places the organism in Eukaryota, Dinophyceae, Suessiales, Symbiodiniaceae. The record is from the annotation of a GenBank genome assembly.
CUCCUGUCGUACGAUUCCUACGGGAUCCUGCGGGCUCGCAGCAAAACAUCGACCUGACACCGGGAUACACCGGGUGACCUCCGCUGAAGAAGGCGGAUAUGGCAAGUCUGUGGAAGGCCUUACGCAGCCGGGCAGAAGAUGGCGAGGCGAGACCACAUGGAUGGUUGCCACCCAUUGGGCCCAGUUUCACUGAGUUGCGAAGUAGCAGCAGAUGCUCCGUUCAACGGGCUCGUUCCCAGUCUGCGACUCGCGUCGAUCUCUCGACUCCCUCAACCUCCACGCCUUUGUCUUUGCCACCCAUCAGCCGCAGUGGGACUCCACACUCGGGACCAUGGACACCUGCCACCAGAGGAGCACUUAGUCUUGACCGGGCAAACUCUGAAUCUUCCACCAUAAGUCCAAACUCUUGCUACAUGAGCAUGUAUCCUUCACCUGCCCAUCAAUGUGGGACGCCAGCCCGUCAUUGCGGCACUCCUUUGAAUCAGCCCGGGACACAAAGGAGUCCCCAUUCUGCUCAUUCUGCUCAUUGCAAUUGGAGUCCCCAUCAGUGUGUGAGAAGUCCAAUCAUGUGGACAGAUGAUUAUGCUGAUCACUCGCUGCGGACCUUCAUGGUUGGCCGGAGCGGUAACUUUGCCGCAGCCCCUGUAGAACACGAAGUGUUUGUGCUCUAUGCUUCGCCCAUUGCAAACUGCACUCCAAUUGAUUUCGAAUCAGAGAUCGACCGAAUAGUUUGCAGCGCGCGGGAGUCUGGUCGACUGCAGACUGGACAGGUGCGCCUGCAAGUUGGUGCUGCCUCCUCCGCCUCCCUGACGAAGUUGCUCACCUUAUCACAUGCCUGGCGCCGGCGUGGUGGACAUGGUUUGAUUCUACAUCUGGCAGCGCAUGGUGAUGAGGCCGGCGGGCUUAUAUUGGAAAGCACCAAGGGCACUGGUGAGGCACAUCCGUGCACCCAUGAGAAGUUGAUGAAGAUCCUCCACUCCAAGGGUGAUGGCGAUGGUCGUGGUUUGCGCGGUGUGUCGCUCCUGAUGCUCAGUUCCUGCAGCUCAAAGCAGCUGGCCCAGGUGUUUAUCGACAGUGGCUGCCAGCACGUUAUUGCCACGAGUAGGCCUGUGCUGGACGCCACUGCGCGGGCCUUUACCGAACGUUUCUAUGGGGCUCUCUUCGUUGGUAAGUCCAUCACCGAUGCCUUUGAGCAUACAAAGGAGGCCUUGUCGGCCAGCUCGCACCCAGAGGUUGCUGAGCAGUCCAAUGCCUACCAUUUGCUCAUUGGUUCUGAAGGCGACACAACGACCAGCGGCAGCCCUGUGGAGAGGCCCUGUCGAGAGAAUGACAUCCAGGGCUUUCAGGAUGCAUGCAAUUUGCAAGAGCAGCUCACAUUUUUACCACCACAGGUGGAAGAUUUUUUUCGUCCCCCAGCCAUGCAGCAGGUGCUAAUGUUUCUUCGCAACCGUCGCGCUUGCGCUGUGCACGGCUGCAAGGGCAUCGGCAAAUCUGCUUUGGGCAUCGAGCUCGCUCGUUUUGCAGCAAGCCCUGGAAGGCUGUUCUCUGGCAACGUCCUGCACGUGAGACUGGAAGACAAGGAGGAAGCUUUGACGACGAUCAAGGAAUCUGUCGACUUUUUCGCGGCGAGGCAGAAGCAAUGCUUCUUUGAAUCUGAUGGCAGAAACCCCGUGGGUCAAGCAAGCUGCACGGUUUGGCAGUUGCAACACCUCGAAAGGUGCAGAGCACAUGCCCCGAUGCUGCUGGUUUUGGAUGAUGAGUGCAAUGCUUUGGAAAGCAAGCCUUUACGCAGUCUGCUGGCCGAAGUGCUCCGCAAGACCCACCGUUUGGCAUUGCUCCUGUGCAGCCCACAGCCUUUGCAUGACUCCUUGGGUUCCACCAAGGUAGUGAAUAUCGAACUGACCGGCUUGGAUGCGUCACGCAGCGCUGCGCUCUUCUUGCGACGAGUACAUCGGCCCCUAGAACCUUCGGAUUUCCUCGCAGCUGAGAGCUUGUCCGAGGGCCGAGCCAGAGCACAAUUGCGGCAAAGCAGUGAAGUGGCAAAGCUUCUGGUCGCAAGCCAGAUACUGCAGCCUUUGGACGGCAAUCCAGGCCUCAUCCGCCAUUUGGGCUCUCGAGUCUUUCGCAGCGGUCCAGCUUUGCGGGACCUGGUGCAGGAGAUUUGUGCCCAGGACAAGGACCAGGCGCCGAAAAAUCCAUGGAUGAUUUGGAUGAAGCAUGAUGAAGCUUUGGUGAGUGUUAAAAGAUGUUAA